Lachancea lanzarotensis is the source of this 981-nucleotide messenger RNA. It is a transcript of the gene ANT1, whose product is annotated as LALA0S01e08526g1_1. Gene Ontology annotation, molecular function: ADP transmembrane transporter activity; ATP transmembrane transporter activity. Gene Ontology annotation, biological process: ADP transport; ATP transport; fatty acid beta-oxidation. NCBI's taxonomy places the organism in Eukaryota, Fungi, Ascomycota, Saccharomycetes, Saccharomycetales, Saccharomycetaceae. The record is from RefSeq and is a predicted model, not a curated record. The coding region runs from base 1 to 981 and encodes 326 amino acids. The transcript has a single exon. Gene Ontology annotation, cellular component: peroxisomal membrane.
AUGGGAUCGCUUGAAAGUGCGAUUACCGGAGCAGUAGCGUCUUGUUUCGCUGAUACAGUUGUAUACCCUUUAGAUGUAGCCAAGACUUUUGUCCAAACUCAAGCCAAACGAGACAAAACAAGAGAUCUUGAAGAUCGAACCGAUGGUGAGGAAUUCUACGACAAUACUGGCGACGCUUUGAUCAAAAUAUUCAAAAAAAGGGGUUUUUCGGGACUUUACCAAGGGCUUCCUGCGUCUCUUUUGGCGGGAUUUCUUCAAAGCUUCUCCUACUUUUUCUGGUAUAGCGUUGUCCGAAAAACGUUUUUUAGGUACAAAGCCGCCCGAGGUAAAGUGUCGAAAUUCAGCACGCCCGAAGAGCUUAUUUUGGGAAUUCUGGCCGCUGCAGUUUCUCAACUAUUCACAAAUCCGAUCAAUGUCAUUUCCAAGCGUCAACAAACUGUUUCUAGAUCUGACGGUGCCAGGAUCAAAAACAUCGUUAAACAAAUCGCUAAUGAUGAUACCCAUUAUACUGGAUUUUGGAAAGGUCUGAAAGUUUCUUUAAUUCUCACUGUUAACCCUUCCAUCACCUAUGCGUCUUAUGAGAGGCUUAAGGAUCUAUAUUUUACGACGAGCAGCAGUAUCCACCAAGGCGAGUUGCUUGAUUCGUCUGCACAACUAACGCCCCGUCAGAACUUCAUUUUAGGUGUCUUAUCCAAGAUGAUCUCCACAAUCAUCACCCAGCCACUUAUCAUAUCGAAAGCUUGGCUGCAGCGAUCCAAUACCAAAUUCAAAUCGUUUCAAGAGGUCCUGGUGUAUCUUUAUAUGCAUGAAGGAGUGCUGGCACUUUGGAAAGGGCUUCUUCCACAAAUAUUCAAAGGCGUCCUGGUUCAAGGCCUUAUGCUUAUGCUCAAGGGAGAGUUCACGAAGCUCAUGAGACGCCUUUUCUUAUUUCUAAGAGUUCUGCGAAAUUCAAAGCGUAUAACAGCAGUGUCAUCAAGGUGA